Messenger RNA from Trichechus manatus latirostris (Florida manatee), 2058 nucleotides. It is a transcript of the gene GLYR1, whose product is annotated as glyoxylate reductase 1 homolog. Gene Ontology annotation, molecular function: NAD binding; NADP binding; oxidoreductase activity. The coding region runs from base 1 to 1791 and encodes 596 amino acids. The transcript is spliced from 17 exons. The record is from RefSeq and is a predicted model, not a curated record. NCBI's taxonomy places the organism in Eukaryota, Metazoa, Chordata, Mammalia, Sirenia, Trichechidae.
AUGGGCGGUGCCGGGGCGACCUCAAGUUCCCGACGGCCAGUGCGUCGGCGGUGGUUGGGUGGUAAGAUGGCGGCUGUGAGUUUGCGACUCGGCGACUUGGUGUGGGGGAAACUCGGCCGGUAUCCUCCUUGGCCAGGAAAGAUUGUUAAUCCACCCAAAGACUUGAAGAAGCCACGUGGAAAGAAAUGCUUCUUUGUGAAGUUUUUUGGAACAGAAGAUCAUGCCUGGAUCAAAGUGGAACAGCUAAAACCCUACCAUGCUCAUAAGGAGGAAAUGAUAAAGAUUAACAAAGGCAAACGGUUCCAGCAAGCUGUGGAUGCCGUGGAAGAGUUCCUAAGAAGAGCCAAAGGGAAGGACCAGACAUCAUCCCACAACUCUGCUGAUGAUAAGAAUCGGCGUAAUUCCAGUGAGGAGAGAAGUAGGCCAAACUCAGGUGAUGAGAAGCGCAAACUUAGCCUGUCUGAAGGGAAGGUGAAGAAGAACAUGGGAGAAGGAAAGAAGAGGGUGUCUUCAGGCUCUUCAGAGAGAGGCUCCAAAUCCCCUCUGAAAAGAGCCCAAGAGCAGAGUCCAAGGAAGCGGGGUCGGCCCCCAAAGGAUGAGAAGGACCUCACUGUCCCCGAGUCUAGUACCGUGAAGGGAAUGAUGGCUGGACCGAUGGCCGCAUUUAAAUGGCAGCCAACUGCGAGUGAGCCUGUUAAAGACGCAGACCCUCAUUUCCAUCACUUCCUGCUCAGCCAAACGGACAAGCCAGCUGUCUGUUACCAGGCAAUCACAAAGAAGUUGAAAAUAUGUGAAGAGGAGACUGGCUCCACCUCCAUCCAGGCCGCAGACAGCACGGCGGUGAACGGCAGCAUCACGCCGACAGACAAAAAGAUAGGAUUUUUGGGCCUUGGCCUCAUGGGAAGCGGCAUCGUCUCCAACUUGCUAAAAAUGGGUCACACGGUGACAGUCUGGAACCGGACUGCAGAGAAGGAACCCAACAACAGACACUUGUUUUGUGCUUACUGUGAAGUAGAACAUCGAUCUAUGCACCAGUGUGAUCUGUUCAUUCAGGAGGGGGCCCGCCUAGGAAGGACCCCCGCUGAAGUCGUCUCAACCUGCGACAUCACCUUCGCCUGCGUGUCGGAUCCGAAGGCAGCCAAGGACCUGGUGCUGGGCCCCAGUGGUGUGCUGCAAGGGAUCCGCCCUGGGAAGUGCUACGUGGACAUGUCAACAGUGGACGCAGACACAGUCACCGAGCUGGCCCAGGUGAUUGUGUCCAGGGGGGGCCGCUUCCUGGAAGCCCCCGUCUCAGGGAACCAGCAGCUGUCUAACGAUGGGAUGCUGGUGAUCUUAGCGGCCGGAGACAGGGGCUUGUACGAGGACUGCAGCAGCUGCUUCCAGGCCAUGGGGAAGACCUCCUUCUUCCUAGGUGAGGUUGGCAACGCAGCCAAGAUGAUGCUCAUCGUGAACAUGGUCCAGGGGAGCUUCAUGGCCACCAUCGCCGAGGGCCUGACCCUGGCCCAAGUGACAGGCCAGUCCCAGCAGACACUCUUGGACAUCCUCAAUCAGGGACAGUUGGCCAGCAUCUUCCUGGACCAGAAGUGCCAAAAUAUCCUGCAAGGGAACUUUAAGCCUGAUUUCUACCUGAAAUACAUUCAGAAAGAUCUGCGCUUAGCCAUUGCACUGGGCGAUGCCGUCAACCAUCCAACUCCUAUGGCAGCCGCAGCCAAUGAGGUGUACAAAAGAGCCAAGGCACUGGACCAGUCCGACAAUGAUAUGUCUGCCGUGUACCGAGCCUAUAUACACUAAGCUGUCAACGCCCCCCCACCCCCGCCCCUCCGAUAUUCCCUCUGACCCCUAUUCCUCACACGGGGUCAGGGUCCUGGGACUUAGCUCUGGACCAGUCCACCUGUCUCCAUUUCCUUUUCUACAGACUUUGAGACUUGCCGUCAACGCAGCACACAGCAUCACUCCCCUGGAGAUCCUGGGGAGGAGGGGCUGCUAGCAGGAUUGGCUUGUGGAAAGCUCUUGAGCUGGGCACUGGCCCCUGGACUAGGUGGUUGUGUACACACACAC